Molecule: messenger RNA, 2534 nt
Organism: Ictalurus punctatus (channel catfish)
Lineage: Eukaryota; Metazoa; Chordata; Actinopteri; Siluriformes; Ictaluridae
Gene: fads6
Product: fatty acid desaturase 6
Exons: 6
Coding region: 374-1441 (355 amino acids)
Biological process (GO): lipid metabolic process
Cellular component (GO): membrane
Molecular function (GO): oxidoreductase activity, acting on paired donors, with oxidation of a pair of donors resulting in the reduction of molecular oxygen to two molecules of water
Source: RefSeq, a predicted model, not a curated record
UCUGUGUGUGUGUGUGUGUGUGUCUGUGUGUGUCUAAGUGUGUGUGUGUGUGAGUGAGAUAUAUAUAUAUAUAUAUAUAUAAUAUCACAGUGAAGGAUGGGAACGAUGGAGAAGUGGGAGAGAGAAAGAGAGAUGGAGUGAGAGACACAGACUGAGGGAGAGACAGAGAGAAUAAGGGAGGUGGGAGGAGCGAAUGCUGUGAGAGGGAGAGAGAGAGAAGAGAGAGGGGGAUCAGUUUACCACCGUGACCAGCAAACACAACAGAGUGAGUGUGAGUGUGUGAAGACGUCUUUCAAGUGUGUAUGAGUGUGUGUGUGUGUGAGUGUGUGUGUGUGUGUGUAAACAGUGUCUCAGAACUGGCAGAAUCAGCAGCAUGCAGAACAUCCCGGAAGAAUGGACACAGACGGAGGAGAGGAAGAGAUCGGAUGGAGGACAGAAGGAGGAGACGGGGGAAUGUGAGACGCUGAUGAUGGAGCUGAAUCGUCUCGUCCAGAAGACUGUGAGAGACAGCAGCUGGUGGGACAGGAGAGGACUGGACUGCACCAUCCUGGCUUCGGCUUUCAUCAGCCUGCCCUCAGCGUUCCUGCUGUUGUCCUCAUCUCAGGUGUGUUACUUCCUGUUGGGCUUGAUUCUGAUGGGCGUGGCUCAUGCAGUGAUCACGGUGAAGGGAACUCACCUGGCCAGUCAUGGAGCUCUGAGCGACUCCACCGCCUGGAAACAGUUCUGGGCCAUCUUCUUCAUCGAGGUGUGUGGAGCGUUCACAGCAAAUGCAGGUGUGAAAGCACACAUUAAGAUGCACCACGCUCACACUAACGUGAUCGGACUCGGAGACUCGAGCACGUGGAAGAUUCCGUUCCUGCCCCGAAGUGUUUAUCUGUUCAUCGCUCCACUCGCUGUGCCCAUCAUCACUCCUUUAGUGGCCAUGGGGCAGCUGAAAGGUCAGCCUCUGUGCACAGCAGCACGUACGGUGGUGUGUGUGUGUCUAGGUGUGUGUUCUCACUAUGUUGUGCUGCGGUGUGUAUCGGGGUUGGAAUGUAGCUCAGCGCUGCUGGUGAUGCUGCUGAGCAGAGCCAUGUUCUCCAUCCCAUACAUCCAUGUCAACAUCUUCCAGCACAUUGGGUUGCCGAUGUUUUCUCCAAAUCGUCGGCCAAAGCGGAUCUACCAGAUGAGCCAUGGUGUGUUAAACUUGCCCCGGAACCCGCUGUUGGACUGGACCUUCGGCCACUCGCUCAUCAACUGCCACGUGGAGCAUCACCUGUUCCCCUCGCUGUCCGACAACAUGUGCCUCAAGGUGAAGCCAAUCGUUUCGCGGUACCUGAAGGUGAAUGCAUUGCCAUAUCAGGAGGACGGCUAUCUCUCUCGCCUGCGUCUCUUCUUCCACAAGUACCAGGAGCUGAUGGUGUUUGCUCCACCUAUAAUUGAGUUGGUGGGGGUGCAGUAACGGAGAACCACAAGAACCGUUAAAAAUCUUCAUAACCAAGACAUCUCAUAUCUGACAAAUGUAGAUCUUCUGAUGAUGAAGAAAACGCACACACACACACACACACACACACACACACACACACACACACACACCGAGGGACUGUAGACCCAACGGCUUCUAUCAUAAACACACCACAUGAUGGAAGUUAUGCUGUCCAAAGACCAAUAUAAAUAUUUAAGUCCCAAGACAUGGAACAUAGUGAAGCUCUCACUGUAGGAGUAUACUACACAAAAGUAAGUGCCCCCACCACUAACCUGUUCUGAUAGUUUUCUUACUAUAGCACAUUUUCAGCUCCUUACAAAAAUUACAAAAAUAAAUCUACUCUGCUAGAACUGCUAACUGUAAUUUGACUGAAUCACUUUACUUAACUUUGCUUAACUAAACAAGCCAAAAGCUGAUAACUAACUAAAGACUGUCCAUGUUCAAAUUUAGUCUUUUUUUCUUUUUUUUUUUAAGUUUUAUGCUAAUUAGUUGUGAUGUAGUAACGCAACAAAUCCAUAUGAUUGGCUCCAGUAAAUUUCUCAGACCAAUCACUGUCUUUAUUUCCCAUUUAACAGAGAUGAAGUUACUGCUGUGGUUUUAUCUGAAUUUUAUUACUGUUUAAAACGUAGUUUAAUAUAGUAAUAAAAUUCAGAUAAAACCACAGCAGUAACUCUGUUAAACUGUAACACUGAGAUGUGUAAAAGUGAACAUUCUGGCUACUGCCACGUAUUACUGUAAUUUAAAAACAGCUGGACAGGCCACACCCACAAGAGAUAAUUAGUGUGUUAGUGUAAUGUUAUCUGUUUCUUUAUGUAACACAAACACUAAAACUGAGCAAUACAUCGAGUGACGCAAAAAGUAAACAAUUAUGAUGCUUGUAAACAAGAAAGCACUUCUCUUAGCAAGCAAAAAAUCAGUAAAUUGUAGCAAACAUGUAGCUAUGUGCUAAGCUAACAGUGCUAACUGAGUACUUUUUUGAAUGUUGAAGUUGAACACUUUAAAAAAGAAUUUUUUUUAGACUGAGUCUGUUAAACACUGCUUGUGAUCUUUAAUAAACAUGAAGUUAAAA